UAUCACAAUUCAAACAAAACCCCAAUACGACACCGUUUAAUAGGUUCCUAAUCCUAACUACUUCUACUGAAAAUCGAAAGUAAGGGUUUUUCAAUUUCAUUCGAUAUGUCGUUUUAACAAACCCUAACCCCCUUUUCCCUCUUCUCUUUCCCUUUUCUCAAAUCACUCUCUUUCUCUCUCUCUACACAGUCCUAGAGAGAGAAAACAGGUACAGAAGGAGUGGUAGUAGUGGAGGACUGAGUGAGUAGUACAUUUUUGGAGGAAGUUGUAGUCUGUAACAGAAGACAAUGGACUCAGACGAAGGGAAGUUAUUCAUUGGUGGAAUAGCAUGGGACACGACGGAGGAGAAGCUCGCCGAUUACUUUGGUCAGUAUGGUGAAGUUACUCAAACUGUAAUAAUGCGUGAUAAGACUACUGGUCGACCUAGGGGUUUCGCCUUUGUUGUUUUCUCUGAUCCUUCUGUACUUGAUAAUGUUCUUAGCGAAAAACACACAAUUGAUGGUCGAGCUGUGGAUGCAAAAAGGGCUUUGUCAAGAGAAGAACAGACCUCCUCAAAAAGUGGAAACUUUUCUUCCAAUAGAAGCUCUGGAGGGGGAGGAAACUUUAAGACCAAAAAAAUAUUUGUUGGAGGGCUGCCUUCAACACUCACAGAAGAUGGAUUUCGGCAAUUUUUUGAAACUUUUGGCCAUGUAACAGAUGUAGUAAUAAUGUACGAUCAAAAUACUCAACGACCCCGUGGUUUUGGUUUUAUAACAUUUGAUACUGAAGACGCAGUUGAUAGAGUACUUUUUAAGAACUUCCAUGAGAUAAAUGGAAAACAAGUAGAGGUGAAACGAGCCCUCCCUAAAGAUGCAAACCCAGGUGGAGGCGGUCGUGGUGGAGGCUACCAAGGUUAUUCUGGUGGUGCCACAAAUACAUUUGACAGUAGAAUGGAUGGCAAUAGAUAUAUGCAACCUCAAACCGCUGGAGGUGGUUUUCCUCCAUUUUCAGGGUAUGGUGGUUAUGGUUACGGAGCAGCCAACGGUGCAGUUGGUUAUGGGGGAUACGGGGCGUAUGGUGUUGGCGGUUAUGGAGGUUCUGCUACUGGAUUUGGUGGCCCUGCCGGGUCCUAUGGAAACCCAAAUGCUCCUAAUCCUGGGUAUCUUAGUGGGGGGCCUGGUGCAAUGAAAAAUAAUUGGGCCAGUCAAACACCCACUGGGUAUGGUGCCUCAGGCUACGGUACAGCUCCUUGGGCCGCCCCAGGUGGUGGGGCUGCUUCUGCUCCUAGAGGUCAAUCUCCCAGCGGUGCAUCUGGGUACGUAAACCAAGGUUAUGGAUAUCCUAACUACAGUGGAAGCUACGGUCCUUACUCUGGCUCGUACCCUUCUAGUGGGCGUGCCCCAAAUAGCAAUGCUAGUGGUGGUGCCACAGGGGUAGAUCAACAAGGCAGUGGCGGUUAUAUGGGAAGUGGGUAUAGUGAGAACAAUGGUAAUUCAGGUUAUUCUAAUGCAGGAUGGAGAUCUGACCCUUCACAAGCUGCUGCUGGUUAUGGCGGUGCUCAGCCCCGGCAGGUUUAGUAGGCAGAAAACCCAAAGGUUUUACGCCCUUUGUUCGCUAUGGCAACAAUAGGUUUGAUUGCUUGAUUAUGAGUGGUAGCUUUUUCUUUUCACCCGUAGGUUUGCUAGUUUAUUUUGACUAAAAUUAUUAGAAAUAUUUGGAAAAAUUUGUUUCGAAGUAGUACCAUUUAUCUUCAGAUUCUUCUUGUUUCUUAUAGUUGUGUGUGCUUGUUACUAAUUUUGCAUUCUCCAUUAUCAUCC
Cannabis sativa is the source of this 1796-nucleotide messenger RNA. RefSeq names its product heterogeneous nuclear ribonucleoprotein 1. The record is from RefSeq and is a predicted model, not a curated record. The transcript is spliced from 2 exons. Lineage: Eukaryota; Viridiplantae; Streptophyta; Magnoliopsida; Rosales; Cannabaceae. The coding region runs from base 288 to 1556 and encodes 422 amino acids. Gene Ontology annotation, molecular function: RNA binding.